AUGUCGAACAGAAUUGAGAAACUUCAGGGUGGCCGCAAUCCUAUCCACCUUCGCGGAAACGACCCCAAACUCGACACCACCACCACUCCCCCAAGAAGGGUUUGCACUUGCGUGACCCCCAGCGGCAGCAGCAGCUUCAAUCCUGAAGCAGCUCCUUUCACUCCCACUGCCCCUACUGCCUUUGUCAACACCCCCGAUUCUUCCCCUGCUGACCCUCAGUCUAUAGAGAAGAGCCCUGAGGAAAGGCGCGCACAGCGUCUUCGGGAGAUCAAGUCCAUCGAAGAUGAGCGGGAUCGUGAGAAUGCGAUGAAUGACUUUAUCUGGGAAAUGCAUACCGAGUGGUCUGCUAAGGACCUGGCUAAAGAGAAGGAGGAGAAGGAGUUGGAGGAGCGCCGCCAGAAGUUUGGCCGUCAUGACGAGGAUUUCCCCAACAAGUAG
Messenger RNA from Fusarium venenatum, 438 nucleotides. The record is from RefSeq and is a predicted model, not a curated record. Lineage: Eukaryota; Fungi; Ascomycota; Sordariomycetes; Hypocreales; Nectriaceae.